Psammomys obesus (fat sand rat) is the source of this 2664-nucleotide messenger RNA. It is a transcript of the gene Tmem89, whose product is annotated as transmembrane protein 89. Bases 1598 to 2074 code for a protein of 158 amino acids. NCBI's taxonomy places the organism in Eukaryota, Metazoa, Chordata, Mammalia, Rodentia, Muridae. The transcript is spliced from 2 exons. The record is from RefSeq and is a predicted model, not a curated record.
CUCCCAAUCUGUCUUAUAAACUCUAAGAUAGACAGAACUGGGGUGUAGGAUUUGGGGAGGUCAGGGACAGGAAGAGGAGCAGAGGUAAAGCCUAAGCCAGGUUAGGAUUUUACAAGCUCAAGGUUCUCUUCAGUUUCACACAGACAGCCCUUUAGCUCUAGCUGGAAAAAUAAAUGGAAUCAAAAGGGUAGCGGAAGACUCAGAGAUAGCCUGAUCAAGAGGCAAGGCAGAGUUGGUGUUUCUGAGGGAUGUAGAGUGAACUCCUGAGCCCCCAGCUAAAGAUCAGAGCCAUUCUGGGGUCUGCUGCUGGAUUUAAAACUCACUGUUACAAAUUGCCUGCUCGCAGUAUUAGAGAGUGGGGAUUGGCAGAACACCGUCAGCCAGGACGUGGUUGGUUUCUGGCAUGAGACAUCAACAGAGCACAUGUUGGUCCUAUGGGUCACUGACGCCGUGAUGGGAGGGAUAGGGCCGUGGGCUCCUGAGCAGUAAAAGCAAUGGCAGCCUCGUGAGUUGCUUGGUGUGUUACACGUGGAAAUGGCUAGAACAAUGCAAUAUUCACAUCACCUGCCCAGAACACGAGAAUUUCGCUAUUCAUCAGGCCAUGCUCUAGGCGCCAGGCCCAGUCCUAGACACUGGGCAAGUUCCCAACAGUAGACAGAGGCUCCCUGCCCUCCAAGUCACCCAGGCAAACUUGCCUGGCCCUAUUUUUAUCAUGGCCUGUGCCCAUGCCUGGCACCAAAGUGUUUACAUGCCUCCCUUGCUCCCGCCAAAACCUCAGCCUAGGAAGGCAGAGCUUUUUGUUGGUUCUGUCACGCUCCAUUCUGGCACUGGGUUGGAGUGGUUAGUAAAUAUUGUUUGAAUGAAGACUUGGAGCCAGAGGCAGGCAGAAUUCAAACAAAAUCUUGUCAGGCUGGCUUUGGAUAGGUGCUAGGAGGAAGCUGGUGUGUUUUUAUAGUCUGAGAAUAAGGAUGAUUGUGUAGGUGGCCAGAAACGCUCUAAAGAAAAUAACUUAGAGUCAUACUAGAAAGAGCAGCCUGUAUCACCAAGGGGUGACUGCACACAAAGCUCUCUCUAACCUUGAAAAGGUGGCUUUCUAGAAGGGAAGCCAUGCUCCCAGAACAAGGAAGGGUGCUGAGGAAGGCCUGGGUGAGACAGGGGCAGCAGCCAGCAGGAACCUUCAAGGAAGCCACACUUUCGAGUGCUUGCUGAGCACAGUACUGAGUGGAGCAGAGCGAACUGUGGGAGGCUGCCCUGAGCUGUUUUACCAUCUUGGCAGUUGCUAGCCCCGUGGAGAACAUUGACCUUAAAGGCAACGGGGCACUCAGAUUAGGAUGGAAUGACGCUUGAGUUGGAGUCAAGCAUGUUGUUUGCAAGUCAAGUCCGUUCAGACCUAGUCCUCCUGAGAGAAUGUGACCCAGUCCCUAGGCCUGCAAUAUUUCAAUCAGACCCCACAUCCCAUUGUCUGGCCAAGCUGUAUUUUGAAAGGCUGUGGGCCUAGCUGGAACCUGGUGCCUCAGAGCUGGGCCUAGUCUUGGGGGAGGGGUGUUUGCCGGUUGCCAAGGUACCCGGGUUCCGACCUCUCGCAGUGGCCACAGCCAUGCUGUACUCACUGUUCUUAGUGCCAUCAUUGUUUCUGCUGGCAAUGCCUGUCCCCAGCCGUGCCUGGUCACGGCCCCUCUGGUACCAAGUAGGGCUGGACUUGCAGCCCUGGGGCUGCCAGCCAAAUAGCCUGGAUGACUGCACCUCCACUCUGGGCUGCCCUGGCUACUGGAUGGCCCUGGGAGGAAAUCGCAUCUACCCCGUGGCUGGAAUUACGAUCACCACCACCAUGAUGUUGGUCGUCAGCCGUGUGCUGAUGCACCGGUGGCGGUCUCAGGACCCUAAGGGUCAGCUCCCACAGGUGACCUCUGGCUCCUGCAGACACUGGAAACGGCAGGCUACUGUCUCAGACCGCACCCUGGUCCUCAGGGUCCUCCAUAUGCUGGAUGCCAUCCUGCUCCACAUUGAGAGCCACCUGCAACGGCUGGCUUCCCAGCAACUCCAAAUAAAAGGGGCUCCCGCCCAGUCUGGGUGAUCCUGUACAUGCUUCUCUUCUUCUUUGUGUCUGUGGGACUGUCUAGGCCCUGCGGUCUCUCUCCACUGUUGGAGGCAGCAGGGCAGCUGGGCGGUGGUCCCUGGCACCACUGUCCCCCCACUGGGGCAGCACCCACUCCUUUGUUUCCAGUCAUGCCCUUGUUUCACCUCAAGGAGGUGGGUGGGCUCACUCAGAACUUAAGACCCACCACCAGAAAGCACCUGGCUUGGGUUCCUUCUCCAGCUUUUCAUAUCUCUCCCAGAGGGGGUCACUGCUCUGGGUCCCCAGUAGUUGGGACUCCUUAAGAUCCUUGACUCAUAUCCAACUUCCAAACUCUAACUCUAUCCUCACUCCCAGCUCAGGCCCCUAGAGCCCUGAGCUCAGGCCGCUCAGGUAUCCCUAGCUGCCUUUAUUUGUGUGGCAACUUCAGACAUUCUCUGGUGCCAGAUUGACUCCAAGAUCCCUGUCAAAAGAGUGAGAGUUGAACUACCUCAAAGGAUCCUCAUUCUUUUCCUCCCUUUCUCUACCGUGGAUGAUCCAGGUUGUGUGGGUCCCAGGGACUAGGCAUUUUUAUGGUACUGUGUUUUAGA